Messenger RNA from Penaeus vannamei (Pacific white shrimp), 787 nucleotides. The record is from RefSeq and is a predicted model, not a curated record. NCBI's taxonomy places the organism in Eukaryota, Metazoa, Arthropoda, Malacostraca, Decapoda, Penaeidae.
AUGGCAAGGACCUCUAUCCAAGUCAUCCAAGAGCACGACAUUAGGAAAUAUAUCAGAAGUGUAUCAAAUGGUCGAGAUAUUUCAAAAUCCUGGAUCCGGAUGGAGUAUUGGACAUGGAAGAAGCAGCUGGCAGUCGGGCGCAGUUGCAUCAUAGUUGACUAUAAGUACGCAGGGGCUCGGUGGCUUGACCAGCAGUAUCAUACAGCAUCAGCCACCAUGAAGUUUGUGAGUAAUCCUCGCCGCUCUGGCCGCCGUGGCCGCCGCCGUCCCCCAGGGAUACGGUGCCCCCCUCCCCGCUACGACUCCAGCGAGGAGAUCGCCAUCUUGAGGAACGACUUCGUGAUCGAGGACGACGGAAGGUACAACUUCGACGCGGAGACUGCCAACGGCAUCGUGGUGUCCGAGCACGGCACUCCCGGAGACAAGGGAGCCAUCAACAGCGCCGGAUCCUUCUCAUACACUGCUCCUGACGGCACUGACGUCCACCUCCAAUUCGUGGCUGACGAGAACGGCUUCCAGCCCCAGGGCGCCCACCUGCCCGUGGCUCCCGAGUUCCCCCACCCGAUCCCUCAGUUCGUCCUCGACCAGAUCGCCUUCGCCGCCCAGGAGGACUCCCGCAGGCCCAGCGAACCCUCCAGCAGAUACGGCGCCCCCUAAUAAGCUUGACACUAAACCAACCUACCGAAUGUUGCGAGUCUGAUGCUACCGACAACCAAAACAGUCUGCGUUUUGUUUGAUUGUUUAUUUAUAUUUAUAAGUAUGUGAAUAAAUAAAACGAAUCUUAAGA